Toxorhynchites rutilus septentrionalis is the source of this 4931-nucleotide messenger RNA. RefSeq names its product mucin-2-like. The record is from RefSeq and is a predicted model, not a curated record. Lineage: Eukaryota; Metazoa; Arthropoda; Insecta; Diptera; Culicidae. Bases 498 to 4313 code for a protein of 1271 amino acids. The transcript is spliced from 6 exons.
GACAGCCAGAGUUGUCCAAAGUACCACCGGCGAAAGAAAGCACUCACCAUCGACCAGAGAAAGAUCUGGCCCAGCCAUCAGUUAAACUUGAACUUCGAAGGCGUUCGGGUGUGCCGAGCCUCGGAAAUAAAAGCACGCGUUUCGAAAGGGAAAAGUCCGCACGGACAGCUCUUUUGCGCCACAGCCGCGAAUGCAUUUUUUAUGUUGAAGGUGUGACCAAAAAGUGACCAAUGAAAUAAGAAACGAAAACAUAGGAAUGAAAGAUUAUUAUAAUAAAAAUGCUAAUGUUAACAUAUUAACCGUGCGACAACAAUUGUCUGGUUUGAGAGUGCAAAUAAUAAUUUUGAGAAGAAAUAAACUUAUAGAAAGAUAACGAAAAAAUAGUUGAUUCAUGAAAUUAUACGUUGUGUGAAUUCAAAACAAAAGUUACAUCAGUUGGCUCCGAUCAAAAGGCGGUGACGCCGGUGUUCUUAUUUAUAACAGUAGAUGAAUAAACAAUGGGAAUAAUGAGGCCCCGAGUUGACUUGUGGUUCGUUAUCCGAAUAUGGCUGCUACUAAUUAGUAUCAAGAACAGUCAGUGUGAGAAUGCUGAACCAAGAGCAUUAGAUUUGUCAGUUCCAUGGAGACCCAUCCCCUAUCAUGUACCUCAGCAGCAGCUGAUUAGCGUAGCCAGUUUCGAUACCACAAGCAAGGAUGAAUUGGUCCACAUCGCGCAGCACAAUGCCCACAUCCUGAAGCAUUUCAACCAGCCCGUUACGCAGUACCAUAACCAGAACAAUUUCCAACAUCAACAGCAGCAGCAGCAACAACAGAUGCAGCAUCAACCAUAUAAAAUUCCUCCGAUGCCUUUCGGAGGUCAUACACCGGGGCCAAAGUAUAUGACCACCCCGCUUCUGCUGAGCAACGUUAGCCCCGCGGUGCAACCGUCGGCACGACAUGCCAAACCCUUCGUCAAGGCGGAUCAGGUCACGACGUUGAGCAUUGUGCACUCGUCCACACCGAAAAGCGUCACGCAAAUCUCCCAUCUGGUCCCGGCCGGAAUGAAGGCGGCCAAAUUCAAUGCUCAGUUUAGAGAGCCUGUCCUCAGUGCACCGCCCGUGACUCAUCCCAAAUCCACAUUGAAGCCUCAUUCUGUGAUGAAUAACCUUCCGCCACAUAUGGGAAUAUCCUAUCGUCAGAAGCAGCCAGUUGCCGCACAUUCGAACCGCCUAGAGCACUUCGUUACUCCGAAUCAUCUGUACGGCACUUUUAUUCAAUUUGGACAGGCCUCCAAUCCCUUGCAGACAGCGAAGACUAAAUUCAUCAGCCAACUCGCCAGCCAUCCUAGCUUUGAUGCCCAGCUCAAAGGUUUACUGCAUGCAGGCGUUGGUAGCGGUUACCAACAAACGUUAGCCCACAUUAAACACCUUCAGAAAAUGAACUACCUUCAACAGCAGAACAAACUGCAGUCUUACUACAAUCAAAUUCCGGCCGAUGUUGAUGUCCCGAAGAAGAUUGUCUCAUCGGCAGAGAAAGACAACGUAAAAAUUCCAGUAACCACUUCAGCUCCAAUGUUUCCACAUAUUCCACCAAGUGUUUUAACGCCAUUUUUCCAGCAAGUUCAGCAACAACAACACCAAAAUAAGUACAGCUUCAGCCUAAAAACUCAGCACCCAACUCCGCCUUCGGCAUCAGCGGGCCAAUCGAGUCAUAUGUUCAAAGAAAAACCUCACAAACCACAAUUCCACUAUGAAUCCCAGCAGAUUCAUGGUACUCCACUCCAUUCGUUCAAAGAACACCAUGGUGGUGAUUCUUUUGGUUUCACUUCAUAUCAAAAUCACCAGCAGCUCCCGAUUGAUCACAAACCUCACGAAAUUGUCAAAUUUAAAGAUGUUAAACAGCACAACGUGUUCAACGAAAUCCACGAUGAGUACAGCAAAAAUCUAGUUCCACCACCUCCCAGCACUCAGCAGGCUUUCCUUCCAACAGUGAUAAACCCUCCUGAGACAAGCAAAAAUCCGAUCGAAAUUCUGAACAAAUACAACAUUAAUCCACAUUCCCCACUCCAAGAUGCGAAUCGAUUCAGUUACGAUCCCUUUGUGAAACCUAGUUCCUUCUCGCAUCCGUCCUCCUCCACAUCAAGUACUACUUCUACCAGCACCACAACUACUUCAACAACAACCCAACCUCCAAGCACCACUACUCCACGGUAUCCAUAUUAUUCACACUCUUUCAAUUUCGGUAACGACCACACCAAUUACAACAAUGCGGUUCUCGAUAUCCCCGCCAGCAACGAUUGGAUUGGUCGUGACAAAUUCAUCACUACCGCUAAACCCAACAUAUUCAAGCAGCUAUUCCGUCCAACGGAAAGCGAAUAUAAGCAGCACAAAUUGAUGCAUCCGGGCUACACCGGAUUACCUCCGAACAAGAGGCCUCCGUCAACGACUCCGGUAGCCACAGCGGAUUCCUCCUCUACGGAAGAACCCCUAAUCACGCACAGUUUCUUCACCAUUGAGGACGCCCUCACUGAUCGCAAUAAAUAUAAGUACACUACUGAAGCGGAGGAAAACAGAUUGGACGAACCGGAAAUUGUCACGAUCGGACCAUAUGUGGACUCACAGGAACUGAUAACAACCGCAGUGUAUCCGAUGUUUAGAACGAAAGGCAAGAGGCGUCGCCCUAGACCUCAUUAUACGACGGAACUUGCGAACGAUUCGGAUUCUACCGAGAACCCCAUCGAGCGUCCGAUCAGGACUCGUUUCCGGUACCGUCCGAGACCUACCACCGAAGCUGAGUCUGAAAUUCGAACUACCCUGGCACCACCGACGACAACUGGUUUUAUCCUCGAGGAUACCUCCCUGAGAAAGCUGCGGAAAAAGAUUCCAACCAAUUUUAAUCGGAACCGAUUCGUAGCGAACGAACCAGAUCUGGAACAAUCGAAUACGGAUCAGCAAGAAGGUCCCACACAGGUCCCACCGACCACAACGACGACAACUGCUCCCGCUCCCAUCGAUACAUUCAUCAAUCCUACCCCGAAUGAUAAUAUUCAAUCGUUCAAUGGAGGGAACGGUUUGCGAUCGCGUUACCGUCCAGCGGUCGGCGAUCGCUACAAUGUUAUUGAGCAAAAACCUGUCAGGACAAAAAUACCCCUCCCAGAAAACUCGGAAGAAUCAUUUAAAUCCGCCGAAAUCAUCCGCGAAAAUGAGAGCUCAAGGUUUAACUUGAAGCUUCCCAAUUACAAGCCCGGCCUACGAUUACCGACGUCCGGAUUUGUCUCCAGCACAACAACAACUACAACAGCCAGUAUAACGUCCGACGAAAUAACCGCAGAAAACAAUAACCGCAACCGAUCGGAGCCUCACCGGCCCCGUUUUAGCAUUAAAGAGUAUCGUAACAAAAUGAAUCGAACGGCGCCAUCAACUACUUCCACGACCACCUCCACCACCACUUCUUCGACAUCCGAAGUAGAAGUAACAACCCAAUCCGCAACCAAAGUGCGACUUCCAACCAGGAAUCGCCUGUUGGCCAACAGUCGGUUGAACAAAACAAAUGCUGAGCCGAAUGACGUUCUUGUGAUCAGUACCAGCACAACGGAGCUACCACCAUCGGCUACAAAUGAAACCACGGUCACGAGAACUUCGUUCCGACCAUCGUUCACCAGAAAUUAUAACAGCAGGUUCACUGUGAAGAAAGCCACCACGGAUGCACCCCAACAGCAGCCAUCGUCUUCUAACCCAUCCCGAGGUGUUAACCGGGGUCGAAUCAGACUACAGGACACCACGACGCAAUCGACACCGAAUCGCACCGUCGUCCCGUCGACUCUUCAUACCAGCACUCUCGCCAGCCGACGUCCACCGAAGAUUAGUCUCCGACAGCGUAUCCAGAACCGCAAGAAAGACCCUGAGAACACCCCCAAGGACUCCGACCAAGAGGGCACCAGUCUAAACGAACCAAAACCGAUUGAUGACAUGGUCAGCUUGGGCACUAUCGAUACCGCAAGUCCCAGCAGUCCAACACCUCCACCAUCCACAGCGUCAUCGACCACCACAGAGGGAUAUCGCCGGCACGAGACUUCGAUCAUGAAAAUCUCCCCCAAAGACUCCUCCCAGUUAGGCUCAUUCGGUGACGGGGACUGGGAUUUGAACAGUGCUUCGUCGGACUACUCCAAGCGCGUCGUAGAGCUAACCCUGUCCGCCAGCAAAGACAAGGGUUUCAAAUCGAUAAACAAGGGCUUGCUAUCGAGGCGAGUGCCGGGUUACUUCACGCUGGCCACCGAAGAUCCGAUACUACCGAUCGAGGCGUUUUUCCCCCAGGUAAAGAAAGUGAGUGCGUGAGCUGCGAGUCUGUGUUUCAAGUGCGAUUGAUUGUGUGAAUGCUGGAUGUUGCGUGAGUGCAUAAGUAGGUGUAAUUUAAAAGGUUUUAAGAUCGACGCAACAGUGGCAGAAUGUGUACGGUGUUAACAUAGUUUCUACCUGUAAGUCUUCUCUAGGUUCCUGCGAAGAAAGCGGAAUUCAGAUAUGUAAAAUCCAUUCUGUUUGUGAACUUUGGAGAAUUUAUAUCGGAUUGUUGAAGAAAUUCUCUGAAAGGCGCAAUCAGAAUUUAUGCAUGUGUAUAUCUGAGCAAUCAUCGUUUUAUUUCACAAAUCAUUGAAGUGUUGUGAUCUUCAGAAGAAAGAACUAAACUUCUGCUGAGUUCUACUAAUGUAUACAAUUGUUGUUCUGUGUUUCCACAGACGAAUGUUAUUUAUUUUAGCACUAAGAGAAAAAAAACAAGUGUACCUUAAAAUAUAAUCGGAGAUCAAUUAAAGUGUUAUUCCCAAAGGUAGUUUUCUACUGCCUGGGAAAUUGUAGAUUUGAAUCGUAUAAAUACAAUUCAUUAUAGUAGUCAAGUCUGGGAGAAAUUAUUUAGGCUAAGAAUAUUUGAAAUAAACAAUUAUGUGUAAAUAGUUAUAA